CGUUAAGAAUUAUGUGAUAAGAUAUACAUUUUUCAGUGGGCUUCAAUAGAUGGUUUCACUGGGCUAGGCGUUGGAGGCGGAGGCCGGCGGGAAUGACGCCGCCAUAAAGGGAUCCUUCAAAUACACCACGAAUUAGGCUUUCAGGGCAGGAGCAAGGUAGAGGCCUGGCUGCGGGCGGCGGCGCAUGAUGGCGGACGUGGAUAUUGAUCUGUACGGGGACGUGGAGCAAGACUUCACCCAGGACGACUUUGCCGAUGGAGACCUGUAUGAUGCUGUCCUCACGGGGGGAGGACGUGACCGGGAGCGCGAGGCCCCGCCAAGCCCUUCCCAGCCCGCCUCAGAACGCAAUGGAGGCUCAGCACCGCCACGCCAGUCCUCCUCACAGUCACAGCACAGCCGCUCAGUGUCCUCAGAGGAGCGGGCUGUGUUCUCUGGCCCCGUGGCUCACACUGGACGCAAGUACCAACUCUAUAUCGGCAACCUGACCUGGUGGACCACAGACAAUGAUAUUGCAGCUGCAGUUCAGGCACUUGGGGUGAAUGAUUUCCUGGAUGUUAAGUUUUUUGAAAAUCGUGCCAAUGGGCAGAGCAAGGGUUUCUGCGCCAUCUCUCUGGGCUCAGAGUCAAGCAGCCGCUCAGUGAUGGAAAAACUGCCACGCAAGGAGAUUCACGGCAUGAGCCCCGUGGUGACCUUCCCAAGCAAGCAGGCCCUUAAUCAGUUUGAGUCUCAGAGUAAGACCCGGGCCAGCCCUCAGCACCAGCACCGUGGCGGCCCUGGUGGUCCAGGUGGCCACCCUGGUGGAGGACCAGGUGGCCCUGGCGGCCCCCGCAUGCCACCCCCUGGGCGUGGCAUGCCUCCACCAGGGAUGGACCACAGACCACCUGGCCCGCCCGUUCCCCAUGGCCCUCAUGGAGGUUCCCAUGGAGGCCCGCAUGGUGGCCCUCAUGGUGGUCCUCACAGUGGAGGGCCACAUGGCCCACAUGGUCCCCCUGGACCACAUGGCCCCCCAGGUGGUCCACACAGUCAUCACAGUGGACCUCAUGGUGGACCUCCAGGCCCUCAUGGUCCUCCUGGUCUUGGGCCACACCAUGGCCCUCACCAAGGACCACCCCGGGGACCACCCCCACACAGCAUGCAAGUGCCUUGUUCAGAUGUGUCUGUUGGUUGCCUUGUACUCUUGACAUCCUUGCUGGCAGGACCUGGACCCCGAGGGGCACCCCCUCCCCCAGGACACAUGCAGCGCCCCAUGCACCCUGGAGGACCUGGUGCUCCCCCACCAGGUCAUGGGGGACCCCCUCCACGUGGUCCCCCGCCUAGCAUGGGGCCACCACCAGGCCAACAUGGUCCCCCACCUCCUCGGGGACCGCCUCCUCCCAUGGACCCCAGGGCACCCCCUCCAAGGCCAGAUUUCAUUCAGGGGAGCUUCCCGGUCACCAGCAGUCCCCCAUCUGUCCCCCACAACCUAGUACUCCCCUCCAGGCCUCCCACUCUCUCCCAAGGACCACCACCUCAUGGAGGACCUCCACCUCAUGGCCCUCCCCCUCAUGGUGGUGCCCCUCCAGCCCCGCAUGUCAACCCAGCCUUCUUCCCACCUCACAGUGCACCCCCUCCAGCAGCAGCUGCACCACCUGCACACUAUGCUCCACCACCACCUUCCCAUCAGCAUGGUGGGUUUGCUGGGGGUGAUCAUCGCAUUGAGGGACCACCACCACUCUCAGAGGCAGAGUUUGAGGAUAUCAUGAACAGAAACCGUACUGUGUCCAGUUCUGCCAUUGCUCGUGCUGUGGCCGAUGCCUCCUCUGGGGAGUAUGCCAGUGCUAUAGAGACACUUGUGACUGCCAUCUCACUCAUCAAGCAGUCUAAGGUGGCCCAUGAUGACAGGUGCAAGAUACUGACCAGCUCCCUCCAGGACACACUGCAUGGCAUCGAGGCCAAAAGCUACGGCUCCAGCAAGCGACGGGAACGUUCCCGCACACCCAGCCGCCGCCGCCACCGUGAUCACUCGCGCUCAAGGGAGAGGGACUACCGGGACCGCUCACGCUCACACUCCAGGGACCGGGAAUACGAGCGCCACCGCAGCGAGAGGGAACGCGGCACCUCUGACCGCGGCGCUGAUCGCGAGCGUGACUACGAGCGUUCCUACAGCAGGGAGAGGGAGUACGACCGGGCACGUGAGAGGGACAGAGAGCGGGAGAGAGACAGGGAGAGCAGCAGGUACUACGAUGAGCGUUACAGGGAGAGGGAAGGCAGGAGGGAGAGGAUUGAGGAGCGUCCUGUGCGUGAGCGAAUUGAAGAGCGCACCACCCGGGAGGAUGUGAGGGAGCCCGUGAGGGAGCGUGACCGCGAGAGAGACCGUGAGAGGGAGAGGGAGCGGGACGUCAGGACAAGAGAGGAGAGAGAGUCGUCUUCCCAUCGCUCCUCCAGACACUAACACACCUCUUCCUCCUCACCUCUUCCCCUGCCACACAUUGCUCCAUGCCUCUUACUUUGUGUAGAAGUGAAAUUAUGAUGGCAUUCAUUGUUUUUGUACUAUCUUUUGUGUUUAAUUUUUUUUGACAUUCCUUUUUUCUUUUCAUGUUAGGCUGUUUCAAGGAAUUUAGGUUCAGUUUCAUUAUUCAGCAGAAAGUCAUAUUCUAGAUUCUCAUCAUCAUCAAUAAAAAGUCUUGUUAACAGGAAUCAUGAGCAAAAGACGUUUAUAUUUUCCGUACUCGUAAACAUGUGCUGCUCCAUUAUAGGUACAAGAAAGGCAUUAGAACAAUUAGCACACAAGAUGUAAUUUUUAUGACAGCCAUUCAUUGUUAUUAUUAUUAUUGUGAGUGGAUCAUUGUAUGGUUUGUCUGCCAGAGUGUCAUGUGCCUCACUAUGUUAUAUUUGUCAUGUGAAUGGUCAUGCAGCGAUUUAUUCAGAAUCUUUUUUACUGUAUUGUUUUCACCAAUUCUAAGUGAUUUUACCACCUCAAACCUUGCAAACAUACUAUCACUACCACUGACUGGUGCUCUUAAUCAGUGGUUGGUCUGCAUACUCCCUUCGGAUGCAGCUAGGAAUGCAGUACUAGGUUAUGGAAAUGAAAAUAACCUGUUAUCAUACAACUAGAUACUGUAAUUAAUGGUUUUAUUAAAUUAAAAUAAAUUUGCUGGAUGUUUCAAGACAGAUGGGGAUCCAUAGGUCAAUCAGUGAUGGGCAACAGUCAUAGGCAGCAUUCCAUGUUUGUGUGUCCCAAGGUGGCAAAAUUACUGAGAGUUGGUGACAGUAUAGUACCAAUUUGGAAAAUUUAGCAGAGCCUCUGAUAGUAUUACACAUACAAAUUCUGCAGUUGUAAGAAUAAUGGAUUUGCUUAUAGAAUGUACUAUAAGUUGAGCUGUGGAUUGUGUCUGAUUUAUGUUUUGGUAUUUCAUUUUUACCACCUUCAGGAUACAGUCCUAGUUAUAGCAUAUAAUUUAGGCUUGACCAAUAAAUAUCAGUAUGUAAUACCUAAGUUUCUAUUUUGUAUUAAGAUUUUAACGGUAAGAAAUCUGUGUGCUAACUGUAGUAGUGAAAUUGAAGUGGGUUUGAGUAUAAAA
Scylla paramamosain (green mud crab) is the source of this 3560-nucleotide messenger RNA. It is a transcript of the gene Cpsf6, whose product is annotated as cleavage and polyadenylation specificity factor subunit 6-like. Gene Ontology annotation, molecular function: mRNA binding. Gene Ontology annotation, biological process: mRNA alternative polyadenylation. The transcript is spliced from 12 exons. NCBI's taxonomy places the organism in Eukaryota, Metazoa, Arthropoda, Malacostraca, Decapoda, Portunidae. The record is from RefSeq and is a predicted model, not a curated record. Gene Ontology annotation, cellular component: mRNA cleavage and polyadenylation specificity factor complex. Bases 185 to 2431 code for a protein of 748 amino acids.